Messenger RNA from Brachypodium distachyon (stiff brome), 1110 nucleotides. Its product is annotated as acidic endochitinase. Gene Ontology annotation, molecular function: chitinase activity. Bases 36 to 953 code for a protein of 305 amino acids. Gene Ontology annotation, cellular component: extracellular region. NCBI's taxonomy places the organism in Eukaryota, Viridiplantae, Streptophyta, Magnoliopsida, Poales, Poaceae. The record is from RefSeq and is a predicted model, not a curated record. The transcript has a single exon. Gene Ontology annotation, biological process: carbohydrate metabolic process.
CCCAGAUUCCCAGUGCCACACAAGAGCAAGCAGCAAUGGCGAUACCGAGCAGCUCCUUCACCAUGGCCUGCCUUUUGGCGGCCAUCCUCCUCUUCUCGUCGGCCUCGCAGAGCCACGGCGGUAGCAUCGCCAUCUACUGGGGCCAGAACGGCAACGAGGGGACCCUGGCCGAGACCUGCGGCACGGGCAACUACGCCUUCGUCAACAUCGCCUUCCUCUGCAGCUUCGGCGCCCCGGGCGAGACCCCGCAGCUGAACCUGGCGGGCCACUGCGACCCUUACUCCGACGCCUGCACCAACCUCACCGCCGACAUCAACGCGUGCCAGUCCCAGGGCGUCAAGGUGAUGCUCUCCAUCGGCGGCGGCGCGGGGGGUUACAGCCUCGACUCCGAGAAGGACGCCGCCGACCUCGCGCUGUACAUCUGGGACAACUUCCUCGGCGGGACCGGCUCCAGCAAGAGGCCCCUCGGCGACGCCGUGCUCGACGGCGUCGACUUUGACAUCGAGGGCGGGAACCCGGACUACUACGGCGCCCUGGCGGCGCACCUGAAAUCCUACGGAGGGAAGGCGGGGAAGAAGGAGGUUUACCUUUCGGCGGCGCCGCAGUGCCCGUUCCCGGACCAGUGGGUGGGCAAGGCGCUCGAUACGGGGCUCUUCGACUACGUGUGGGUGCAGUUCUACAACAACCCGCCGUGCCAGUACGCGCAGGGGAGCACGACAAACCUCAUGGACUCGUGGAAGCAGUGGACGUCGGGUAUUCACGCCAAGUACAUCUUCCUCGGCUUGCCCGCGGCGCCCGCCGCGGCGGGGAGCGGGUUCAUUCCCGCGGCCAGCCUCGAGUCGCAGGUGCUCCCGGCGCUCAAGGGCUCCAGCAAGUACGGAGGGGUCAUGCUGUGGUCCAAGUUCUACGAUGACCAGGAUGGCUACAGCUCUGCGAUCAAGAACUCUGUCUGAUUCGAUCGAUCUCACGCCUGCAUUGCGCCGUCCAAUUUUAUAGGAAUUGGGGGUGCGUGUAGUUUACGGUGCAUAUGGUUCAUUGGUUUGUCUUAUGGGCAUUGUUGAUCUGUGUGUAAAAUACUUUUCUACCGAAUAAAGGAAUUUGUUGCCUCCA